AUGUCAGAUAAGGGAGACGAAGGUGUGGAGCUCAUCAAUCCUAGGGAACAGACUGCGUUGGAAGAUGAUUGGACAAAUAUUAGUGAUCCGAGGGAGAGAAGGAAAGUUCAGAAUCGGCUGGCGCAGCGAGCAUACAGUAAGUCCAGAACAGGCAGUUUCUUCGUAAGAAAGGAAAAGAAGGAGAAGGGCAACCUUUUGAGUUAACCACGAUCAAACGCGAAAUCAUCCAGGACAGCGAAGAGCUCGUGAGCAUAACUUGAAAAUCAAAUUCUUUCAUCCGGCCAAAAAGGGCUCAGCGAGCAAAGGUUCAGCUUCGGGGGGCGCCUUCCACAGUCACCCAGCUGAGGUUGGAGACUCUCUUGGUAUGCUACAAUCUGAGAACACCCAUUCCAUCUAUCACCCACAUACAUACCUACAUUUGAGGUUAUUAUGGGGAAAGUUCGGCCGAAUAUUAGGCACUUUCUGCCUGAGGAGGACCCCUUUCCCUUUAGAAAGUCGAUCUCGGUUUCUCCCUCCGAGUGGAGUUUGCUAACGGUGUGUUUCUGGCGUACAGGGGCCAAUUUGGUCGUUGGGAAUUCACCACCAGGGGAUACUGAACCUGCCGGAGAAGCCUCGAAGCCAAAGCAAGAAAAGGGCAACGCCAUCGCAGGACCCACGGAUACGACUGAUAGAAUAACAGGCGUCGCUGUCCCCAACUUCUACAUGAACACGGGUUUCGUAGAUUUGCUCAUGGAGGAGGCCACCGACCGUGUAGUCCCGGACACCAAAGAGGCGACGAUAGCACCAGACCACCACCUGAUCGAUCUCCUCUACUACAACGUCCACCGCGCUUUCGAGUCCAAUAUCAGGACACUCGGCCUUACCAUCCAGGAGAUGGCACAACUCGACUUAAUCUCCAACUUCAACAGCAUCACCCUGGAGGACGGCGUCCUGGAGACCCUUGGGAGCGUGGAAGCGACCCCCCUUCUGAUCCCCCAGACGAUGCACCUCCCGCCCACCCUCCGUCCAACGCUCCUGCAGGUCUCGAUCAUCCACCACCCUUGGAUCGACGUUUUCCCGUCUGCGAGAUUGAGGGAGAAUCUCCUGCGCGCCGGCCGCUCGUAUGACCCGGACCAACUCUGUCUGUCCAUCACGGGGUCUGGGAAGAGUCUGGGGGACAGUGGUGUCCUCGUGUGGGGUGAGCCCUGGGAUCCGUAUAACUGGGAGGUUACCGAGAAUCUGGCGUACGGGUGGGCCUGGAUGUUUGAGGGUUGUGCCGACAUCAUUCACUCUACGAAUACGUGGAGAUCAAAACGUGGUCUUCUGCCGUUGGACUUGAAGGUCUUCCACCUAGACAGCUAA
Messenger RNA from Tuber aestivum (summer truffle), 1341 nucleotides. NCBI's taxonomy places the organism in Eukaryota, Fungi, Ascomycota, Pezizomycetes, Pezizales, Tuberaceae. The record is from the annotation of a GenBank genome assembly.